This is a messenger RNA of Gordionus sp. m RMFG-2023, 3747 nucleotides long. RefSeq lists its product as uncharacterized. The record is from RefSeq and is a predicted model, not a curated record. Gene Ontology annotation, biological process: regulation of transcription by RNA polymerase II. The transcript is spliced from 19 exons. NCBI's taxonomy places the organism in Eukaryota, Metazoa, Nematomorpha, Gordioida, Chordodea, Parachordodidae. Gene Ontology annotation, cellular component: NSL complex. Bases 63 to 3713 code for a protein of 1216 amino acids.
UUAAGAUAAAUGUCUAUCACUUUAUUAUUGGAGAAGUUUAGCUUAUCCUAUCUAUAACUGAUAUGGAUCAGCACAAAGAAGAAAAUACUCUCUCAAUUGAUAAUUCAAUUAAGAAGGGAUCUUAUAUUGAAGCAAGGGAUGGCGAUCAUUGGUAUAUUGCCAAAGUUAUUGAUUACAAAAAGGAGGCCAGAAAAAUUCUUAUUCAUUUCAAAGGGUGGAAUAAUAAAUAUGAUGAAUGGUUAUCAUUAGAUAAUGAAAGAAUCAGACCAAUAUCUAACAAAAUAAAAAAUGGGUUUUUUCAGAUUACAAAAGAAUUAGAAUUGGGAGAUAGAGUUUUAGCAAGAUGGUCUGUAAAGUUUCAAUAUACUCCUGGAAAAAUAACAAGCAUAAAUCCAGAUGGGAAAAUAGGUUAUUGUGAAGUUAGCUUUGUGGAUAAAACCAAAAAAAUUUUGCGCUCCAACUCUGUGAAACCCUUAGAUUCCAGAUUUGAUUUAAAAGGUUAUUUGGAAUCCUUAAAUUUCUCACUACCCACUGAACCCACGAUCGAAGAGAGUAUCCAAAAAUCUGCCGAUAAUGAUUUGCUUAACAAAGAACAGGUCAAAGAAAAUAAUGAAAACAAAACGAAAGAGGAUAGCGAAAUCAACAUGAAAGAAGAGAGUGGCAAUGCUAAAGAAGAUAGGAUAAGGUUUGGAACAGUUUACCUACCUUUCACUGACAUUGAAAUGAUCACGGAAUUCAAGGAGCUCUGCCAAAAAUGGGAAGAUAGAAAUAUCGUCAUCACUAAUAUAUCAUUCGAAGAUCACGACAAUGAUCUCACCCCUACAACACUUGAAAUAGAUCACGCUGAUAAGUCGGCACCAACAACUUCUGAUGUUAAACAUAGGGUUAAACGAAAAUAUAGAAAGAAAAUUUUACCGAAUAAAGCGAAAAUGUCGUCAUUUCCUAUCAAUCUUCCAGACUCCCAUAAUUUAAAUCUUCCAAUGGAACGUAAUUCGGUUAUUCAAGAUAUAAUCAAAGAUCUAUCCAUUUAUGAUACCAAUAAUGGGAACGAUAAUAUUAUGAACUUGGAAGGAAUAUAUUCGGUCAGAGCCUAUGAUUCAGACAUUGAUGUGGCUGUACCAGGAUUACAUUUCUAUGAUCAUAAUUAUUUAAUAGGAAAGGCCGCUCAAUCCGAAUAUUUACCUGCAAGCAGUUCAUCAUGCUUUAGAAUAAAACCUUCAACUGCUGCCAUGCAAUCACAACAGAUUCCACAACAAUCACUUAAAAACACAGGCAACACAUCAAUGCCCAAAAAAUAUAACAAGCAAAAUAGAUGCUAUAGAAAGAGGUACUCGACACAUAUGGCAGAUUAUUUUGACACUUCGAAAGCGACAAUCAAAUAUUCCUGUGAUCAGAAAGGGUGUACUAAGGAAUUUCGGAAUUCGUAUUUGUUAGAAUCUCAUCUGCUACACUUUCAUGGAAUCAAAACAACAAAAUCAGACGCGACACUGCUAGACAGACUCGAUCAUAUCAACUAUAAAACCGGAAACAGGGUCGAUAAUUUAAAAAUGGAGACAGACGAUGAUAGAAUAUCUUAUCUCUCCUCUAGCGCAUCUUCAUAUGAAGGUGAGCAAGAGCUAGACCCCGAAAUUAAACUUUUGAGGCGAAUGAGGGAACGCAGAAAGCACAAAUUUUCUAGACUUUUAUCAGUUAAUUCUACUGUAGCAAGUUAUAGUGCCCAUGGUAUUACAAAUACUGUCAGUUACGAUAAGCAAUGCAUGUCGCCAAGGCAAAGUAUUCCUAAGGAUACCGAAAGUUCUAACAUGGAAAUUAUUAAAGAUAAAAAAGAGGACACAAUAUUUAAACAAUCUACCAAUAAUGACCCUGAUUUUGCUAAACCCAAAAAACGAAUUGCUGCAAAUAGAAUCAAAAAGGCCAAACUCACUUUUAAUACUAGCGCAUUUUUUAUGCCUAAAAAGAAAGAUUCUUCGAAUUCACAAAAAAUCAUUCAUGAAACCUCUAUCGAUCUGGAUGAUCAAGAGAAAGGAACCGAUACUAUCAUAGAACCAGAAGCUGGGAUCCAAUCCAGCCCCAUACUCUCACCAGCUUUUCAAAUGCAAGAAAUUCAUGAAGAAAAUGAUCCAAAAACAAUAGGCUCUCCCAUUGCCUUGCCUAGAAUAAUUGACGAAGAAUUCGAGUCCAUCUUUAACGUUAGCCAAGGCAAAGAAAGCAUCAAAAUGAUGCCAGAAAAAAUUGUUACGAAUGACAUUGUAGAAAAGAAGGUGACGAAAUUGAGAGGGAAAAAGAAUUAUAGAGAUAAAGGUAUUGAAUUUUCUCCUAAAAAAAAGACCAUACAACUUGAAACUGCUGAACCUUCUAUAAGUAUUAAUGUAGAAGAUAUGGAAAUCAUACAUUGCACUUGUGGGUCCGUUCAGGAGAAUGGCCUCAUGCUACAAUGCGAUAUCUGCUAUUGCUGGCAACAUUUCGUUUGCUUGGGGCUUGAAACAGAAGAUAAAAUUCCCGAAAAAUACAUUUGCUUCUACUGCCUAAAUCCACCAAAUUGCAAUGAAUCCCGUCUUCGUGAUUACUUGCACUCCCAAUGGACUUGCGAUGAAGGCCAUUUGGCUAGACUUUUACCAGGAACCGGUUCUUCUGAUGAUGUCAUCGAUGCUGCUUUAAAUUAUGAGGCGAUAUACUCGCGUUGCGUCAGUCUGGAAAGGCGGACACUACAAAUGGAAUGCGCUAUUCGAGGCUCCCGGAUUCGAUUGAUAGCAAGCGAUAAAUAUCAGAAUAAUGAUGAUAACAAAUGUAACCCCAUUUUAUCUCCUUUCACAAUGCCUGCUUCAAGCGACAAAACCUUAUCUUUUAUUGAUUACGAAGCCCAGCAAUCUAUUUUACCAAAAGAUGGUGUUAAUAAAAUUGAGAAAUCUGAUAAAUUUAUUAAAAAUCUUGAAAAUACCCCCGAAAUAAUUCCUUAUAACAUUGAUAAAUCAAAUACUGACAACUAUGAUUUCAAAUGUGAUAAUAAUUUGCCUGUUAAUGAUAAAACCCUAAACGGUGUCUAUAGUGAUUUGACAAGUACCGAAUCUUUAGUCAUCAACACCGAAACGAAUAUCGAAAUGAUUGAAAAUAACGACGAAAAUACUAACCAAGUUGAAAAGACACCAUUUAGAAUGGAUGUCUCAAAGAAUAGCGUUCACGAUACAGUCGAAGAUAUGUUCUCAAAUGAAAAAAUAGCAAACGAAAAAUUUCCUGAUACAAUAACUUUGAAACCUGAAUAUGAUGAACAAAAUCUGUCCGCAAAUAUUUUAUUUCCCGAUGCCAUUAAAAAUGAAUUAGCUAUACCUCGUGAACCAAUCAUACUCAACACAGAUCUGACCGGCAUCAACCAUUUAAGCAAUCCCUUGAAUCAAAUAGCUUGUGAACAAUGUUUAUUCGAAUCAAAUCUUGAUCAAAUCGAAGAACAAUUGGCCGAACUAGAAAAUAAUCCGUACUUCAUGUUCGAUAAUCCCAACGACAAUGCUUCUUUAGUAAACAACGCUAAUCAGCAUUCGAACACGUAUUCAUUUCCUCACCUCGAACAUUACUCCAAUCCUUACAUUUUAAAUACUUAUAACCCUAUCAUGGGAGUCAAUACCAAACCCAUACAUUUCCGAGACUUAUAUAGCACAAGAUUAAAUCUUCGGACUAUCUUAAAACAAUUGCAGACUAUACAAGAUGGAGUGGGAAAAUGAUAUUUUUUAAAGUUGAUAAAAAUAAACAAAACUU